AUGUCUCCCAUCACUCCAGGAUCCAGCACGUCGGGCUUCUUCCAGACGCCGCCCAAGAUCGCCAACCAGUUCCGUGAGGACCAGGCGUUGAACCGUUCGAUGGCCAUGUUUCUCGCGCCUGAGACGCGCGCGCGCAUCGCGCCAGACCUCGACCGCCUCGGUGACCUGGUCCUCACAGACCGGAUCCACAACUACAUCAACGAUGCCGAGUCCAAUUCGCCCAAACUCAGAGGAAACGGGUACACAAUGUGGGGUGCGAGUCAGGACGCCAACACUCUGGUAACUGCCGCUGGGUGGAAGGAACUUCUCCGCACGGCUCGCGAGGAGAGUAUUGUCAACACGGCGUACGACGCCGAGCUCGGUCCCGACGCGCGAGUCGUCCAGGCAGCCAAGAUUAAUUUGUGGUGCGCGUCGUCGGCCAUGACUGCCUGUCCGUCCGGAAUGCAGGAUGGCGGCGCUAGUAUUGUGAUCAACGACCUCGCCCGGCCCGCGUCGGAUAGGUAUCCCGAGGACGUCAAGCCGUUCCGCAAGAUGGCGCUCGAGAAAGCUCUGGAGCGCCUGCUGAGUCGCGAUCCAGAGUGGGGAUGGACUUCAGGCCAGUGGAUGACGGAGCGCCGUGGUGGAUCCGACGUCAAGGGGACCGAGACGGUUGCUACGUGGGUUGGAAUGGGCGACGGCGUCGAGACCGACCUCAACGGCGUGCCGCUUGGUCCGUACAGUAUUUCGGGAUUCAAGUGGUUCGCAUCGGCGACCGACUGUGGCUGUUCCAUCCUCCUGGCGUACACCGACGCCGGUCUUAGCUGCUUCUACGCACCGACCCGCCGUCUCCGCGACGGUAAGGAAGUCAUGAACGGUCUCCGUAUCAUGCGCGUCAAGCAAAAGCUGGGCACACACGCCCUCCCCAGUUCCGAGAUUGAGCUCAAGGACAUGCGCGGCUGGCUUAUUGGUGACGAGGGCCGCGGUGUGGCUGUCAUUGCCAAGUUACUCAACAUUACGCGUUUCCACAAUGCCGCCCGCUCCAACGGAUACCUCGGUCGCGGUCUUGGUGCCGCUCGCGCCUUUGCUCGCCUUCGCACUUUCCCCUCGCGCCAGGCGCCCAACAAUGUCCUCAAGCAGAUUCCGCUCUUCUGCCACUCGUUGUCCAAGGUGACAAUCCGCCACCGUGCCGACACAUUCUUCACCAUGUUCCUGGCUGCCCUCCUCGGCGCCGACGUCACCAAGACUUACACGGCCCCCGUGAUUCCGAAGGGCGAGGACGCCGAACUCCUCCUCCGCCUCCUCACAUCCGUGGCCAAGGCCUACAACACCAAACACUGCGUCAUCGGUCUUCAAGAGUGCAUGGAAUCCCUCGGUGGUGUCGGAUACAUUGAGAAUAACGAGACGCCCCAAUUCAACAUCGCCCGCCUGUUCCGCGACUCAAACGUCAUGCCCAUCUGGGAAGGCACGACCGACGUCCUUUCCACCGACACAGUCAAGGUUCUUCGCGGCAAGGUUGGGCCUGGCUGCACGGCCGCUCUGGACCGGUGGCUCCGUGCCAACCUCUCUGGUUCGGGGUUCAAGGUCGAGCGCGAUGCCAUCCAAGCUGCGUGGAAUGAGGCCCUGGCUUGGCCCACGGACAAGGAGGAGCUUCUGCACGAGGCGCGCGAGGUCGUCGAGACUAUUGGAAACAUUGUCUGCUCGAUGCUGCUCGUCAUCGAUGCCGAGCGGGAUGGAAACGACGUGGCAGCCGAGAUUGCCCGCCGCUUCACCCGCCAGUCGUUUGGUCUCAAGCCCCCCCGCGCGAAUUGGGAAGAGACGCACCGCAUGGACCAGCGGAUUGCAUUCGAGGCCGACGCCGACUCGGGCCGGCUCGAGCGUGCGCGCCUCUAA
Molecule: messenger RNA, 1869 nt
Organism: Cutaneotrichosporon cavernicola
Lineage: Eukaryota; Fungi; Basidiomycota; Tremellomycetes; Trichosporonales; Trichosporonaceae
Exons: 1
Coding region: 1-1869 (622 amino acids)
Molecular function (GO): acyl-CoA dehydrogenase activity
Source: RefSeq, a predicted model, not a curated record